CGGAGCACAUGCCCACCUGCAGAACGGGACAGGACGAUCUUCCCACUGGACUCCUGCUGGAGUACUUCGCGGUGCUGCCUGAGGGGCUCCAGCCGCUUGUCAGUGUGCCAGCCUGCGCAUGCCAAUGCGACCACCCCAUUGGCUGCCAAUACUGUGUCAAGCAAACUGCAUGAUGGAGUGCUGCUAUUUCUUUGGACCAUGUCCGAAUCCCCUCAGGUCGCCCGCCUCACCGAUGCCGCCAGAUGCAAUUUGCAUCGGUCGGUACUGCAGACGCCAGCAGCAUGCGCGAUCUUGACUUGUCGCUGUUCCCAAAUCGAUCUUGCUUCCCGUCUGCACAUCGUUCGACGCCAAGUAGAAUCCAUACGCUCGCGUUGCCGCCCUUCUGAUAUGUCCAAAUCAGCAAUCCUCAGUACCACCAGGCAGCGGUCAACGCGGUCCAACUUCACCGCGCACUAUUGCUCCUCCACCUUUCAAGGGUAA
Colletotrichum orchidophilum is the source of this 480-nucleotide messenger RNA. RefSeq lists its product as uncharacterized. The record is from RefSeq and is a predicted model, not a curated record. The annotation marks the transcript as partial. NCBI's taxonomy places the organism in Eukaryota, Fungi, Ascomycota, Sordariomycetes, Glomerellales, Glomerellaceae. The transcript has a single exon.